UCACUCCUGAUGUUUUCGUUUCUUAUAAAGACUAACGCCCCCUAGUGGCGAUCUGACGCCUUAAAGACUCAGCCAAUCAGAGAGGACGCUCUGCCGCUCGUCCUUUAACUGACGGGCGCUCCAGCUAAUGGCAGAGCGCCUGCGCAUCUGGCCGCGUCGUCAGGGGCGGGACAAAGCUCCGUGGGUCACAGCGGAAGAAAAUGGCGGCCGUGGCUGCAGAGCCAGGAGCUGCGGCGGUUUCGACAGGUUCGACGCCGGCAACGGACGACGAAGGCCCGUCAGAACCGAGCCUGGGACUUCCAGGAGUCCCGCUGCAGCCUGAGGGGCCUCGGGAGUCCGGCCCGGCUGUGGAGCUGCUGGUUGUCCGUGUGGAGGAUGGAGGGGAUGGGGAGGAGCGCCGCCAUGUCAGGCCGGAGCUGGAGCCCGCGGCGGGAAAAGCUCUGUGUGAGAACGUCGUGAGGGACGAACUGAUCAACAACCUCCCGGUAGACCGGGUCAGCAUGGACCGGAUCUCUCCCGGACUACCGGGAGAUCCCGAGGGCGGCGGGAACGUGUCUGUCCAGGCGGUGUACCGCAGCAUCCUUCCGGACCCGCAGCCCUCCGCCGUCUUCCUGCACUCCUUCCCGGCUCCGUCACCCGUCAGCGAGGCCGGGCUGUCUCUGGCCGAACCCGCCGUACCGACCACCAACGUGACGACGGACCGGGCCGAGACAGUGGGACGAGACCGGGGAUACACGGUCCCUGUCCAACCGGAGCUGAGGCCUGGGCCCGCGGAGGUCGCCCUGUUGGAUGGUAACGCGGACCGGCUGUCGGGCCCAGUCAACCUGGACGGACUGGACCCGGAGACCGGGUACAUUAAAAACUCGGCGGGGAAGGAGGAACCGCCGGUUCGCGGCCUGUUGGACUCGUCCCCCCCCUGCCGGUCCCCUAAGAGACGCCUGAUGACGGACAAGCAGGAGGAAUCCCCCCGCCUCCUGCUCGAACCCGGUCCACUCGUCUCCUUCCAGGACCUGAGUCCCGGCUCCGAGGUCCGGGUCUGCCUGGACCACGUCAUCGAUGACGCGCUGGUGGUGUCUUUCCGGAGGGGGGAGAAGGUCUUUUCCGGGGUGUUGAUGGACGUUUCCAGAAGGUUUGGACCGUACGGAAUCCCGAUCACGGUGUUUCCAAAACGAGAUAAUCGGAGUCGACUUCAAACAUCUCUUCAGUCAACGCCUGUUACCAAUGAUGACACGUCCAGCGAACAGGAACAGGCCACCAAUAGCACCCCAACCCCCCCUCCCCAUCACCCCUGGACUGCCAAACCACCACCGUUGUUCCAGGAGGGGGCGCCGUACCCUCCUCCUCUGUUCAUCAGGGACACCUACAACCAGGCUUUACCUCAGCCACUGCCACGAAAGAUCAGACGGCCAAAGCGGCGCUAUCGCUGCGAGGAGCCGACCUCCAUCAUGAACGCCAUCAAGCUCCGCCCCCGCCAAGUGCUCUGUGACAAGUGCAAAGGCGUGGUGGCAUCAGGCGGGAACAGGGAGGCACGACGUGGCCUAGUUGAUCUGAGGUGUGAGGAGGCGUCUCGGCGGCGGAGGGUGGCUGAGGGACCAAUCUCCUCAGAGGUCAAGAGGCUAAAGAGCGAUGACAAAGGUGGAAGAACGGCCACUGACAGACGGGCAUCAUCAGGGAUCUGUAUGUCAUCAUCCUCUCGUCGUGUGCUGAGGGGCGUGACAUCAUCUUCGUCGUCGUCAUCCUCGUCUGGCCACAUCCGUUUGAAGCUGAACUCUAAGAAGGCACUGGCCAAAGAUUCGGCCAGUGAUCGCUCCAAAGCGCGGCAGGCUCUGAAGAAGCUGGCAAGGAGCUCCCAGCCUCCACCACAUCGCCAGCCCAAAGACCAGAACCAGAGUCAGAGCCAAGACCGCACCAAGGCUGUGACUCGAGCUGCCACCCUGCAGAACCACAACCAGAAGGUCCACUUCACCCGCCGCCUGCAGCACCUCAGCGGAGCCGCUGUCAGCUCCAGCUCUCACACGCCGCUGCCGCCAAGAAUGCGUCUCAAACCUCAAAGGUAUCGUACCGAUGAUAACCAGGCUUCCCCACCUACCCCACCCAAACAGAGCACUCGCUCAUCGCCUCCCAAACACGCUUUAAACCCUGCCCCCACAUCGGACCUGGUCCAGCCUACCGCCCUGCCAUUUCUUUCUCAAGCACCCCCCUCCUCCACCUGUGCAGUCAGUGUUGUCGUGGAGACACAUGAAGUCUGUACAGAUCAGGGAGGAGGAAGGGGGGGAGAUGAGGGUCCUCCACCACCACCCCCCUCGUCCUCCUCCUUUUCGUCCUUGGACUCAUCCCACUCAGAGUGUGGCUCCUCAGAGACCUUUGACCCCCCGCCCACUGGAGACCCACCCUCCUCAUCCUCCCUUCUUGCUCCUGCCCCCUCUCCCUCCUUACUAGCUCCUCGUUACCCCCCUUCUUCCUCACCCAUCAUCCCUCCCCUUAGAUCUGACAGCGAGGAGCCACAGGUUGGCGGUGGCGAGGAGGACGAGGAGGGAGGUGAACUGAAGAGGCGUCGUAAGUCUUCCACAUCCUCCUCCUCGUCCUCGUCGUCUUCGUCUUCCACUGUCUUCUCUAAGUCUGUGUCCAAGUGUCCUCUUCCAGAUGGCCGGACUGUGUGCGUAGGUGACAUCGUCUGGGCAAAGAUCUACGGUUUCCCUUGGUGGCCGGCUCGAGUGCUUGGCAUCACGGUCGUGCGGCGUGGUGACACAGGACUGGCGGUGCGGCAGGAGGCGCGUGUCUCCUGGUUCGGUUCCCCCACCACCUCCUUCCUGCCGCUCGCCCAGUUGUCCCCCUUCCUGGAGACCUUCCAGUCUCGCUUCGAUAGGAAGAGAAAGGGGCCGUACCGUCGUGCUAUCGCAGAGGCCGCUAGUGCAGCCAAACAGCUAACGCCUGAAGUCCGAGCCCUGCUUACGCAGUUCGAGACGUAGCAUCUGAUAAAACAACCCCCAACCCCACACGCUUCUAACCCCCAUCAUUGCCUCACCCUCUUCAGGUAGUGGGAGAAGCCUCUGCCCGGGACAGUUUUUUGACGAACUGACGUAUUUGUUUGAUUGGAAGGGGCGGAGCCUGAGGCUAACUAGUCAGCAGAGGUGGUGGAACCUGAGGGUAACCAGUGUUAGGUGAUCAGGGGGUAUGGCUUAUUCAUCAGGUGUGAGCGUUUCCACUCGCCAUCUCGUCAGCAUCAUCUUUUUGUAGUUCAUGAAAGAGACAGUUUGCCAAGUUACUCAUCAUAGUGAUGUCACAGUGACAGUAAUGAUGACACAUCAUGAAUCAAUAAGGAGAAUCACAAAAUAUACAUUAACAACAAAAUAAGUUGACUUCGUUAUAAGCCAAACAUGGUGGUUUCUAGACACUGGUCGAUUGAUUGAAUUAUUGAUUAGAUAACGUGACACCUGGACUUUAUCAGUUCAGUGAUGGCGAUGUGAAAUGCUGACAUACUGAUUCCUUCCUGUUUCUCCUGGUUCCUGAACAUUCUGUCCUGACUGAAAACUUUUCUGAAGAAGAAUUUGAGGCCCGAGUUCCCAAACAGGCUUCAAUGACAUCAUCUGUUCUCUGAUUGGUUCAUAUUCUGAUCUCCCACAAUCCAACAGGAGCUUUACUAGGUCCCCGUUGUCCUUUGUCAGACCAUGUCCCUAUAGUCCUGUACCAGACCAGGUCCCUGUAAUCUGGAUUAACCAGAUUUACAGGCGGAUUUUGGAUCAUUUCCGGGUUGUUUGUUCCUCAGGAAGUUUCUCAAGAAAAGAUUCAGCUGCUGAUGUUUAUUUAAAGACCUUUAUUUUGAAGUUCACAGAUGAGCAGACAGACGGACAGGAAGUACGCUGUUAGACUGAUGAUGAUGAAGGUGAUUUUCCCUCAGACUCAUUUUACCGUCUGUUUGCAGAUCAGAGAUUCUGAAACAAUGAAACUGAUCAAUUCAUCAAUCAAUCGAUCAAAAGAAACUGUACAUGUUUAUUUCUGUUGUUUUAAAUCUAUUAAUAAACUGUCAAACUUC
Paralichthys olivaceus (Japanese flounder) is the source of this 4033-nucleotide messenger RNA. RefSeq names its product PWWP domain containing 2A (gene pwwp2a). Gene Ontology annotation, cellular component: chromocenter; nucleus. NCBI's taxonomy places the organism in Eukaryota, Metazoa, Chordata, Actinopteri, Pleuronectiformes, Paralichthyidae. Gene Ontology annotation, molecular function: chromatin binding. The record is from RefSeq and is a predicted model, not a curated record.